Messenger RNA from Volvox carteri f. nagariensis, 552 nucleotides. RefSeq lists its product as uncharacterized. Gene Ontology annotation, biological process: proteasome regulatory particle assembly. The transcript has a single exon. Gene Ontology annotation, molecular function: protein-macromolecule adaptor activity. NCBI's taxonomy places the organism in Eukaryota, Viridiplantae, Chlorophyta, Chlorophyceae, Chlamydomonadales, Volvocaceae. Bases 1 to 552 code for a protein of 183 amino acids. The record is from RefSeq and is a predicted model, not a curated record.
AUGGCUGCUCCAGUACUCAAGAUUGAAAUUGACGAGCUCACGAACUCAAUCCAACACCUUGAGCGCAGCAAUCGAGAACUGAAAGAGCUUCUGCAAACAGAUCCUGACCCCGAGUACCGCCUCGCCAUCGGUGAAAACAUAACAACAAUUGCAAAGAAGCGCGCACGAGUAGCAGCCCUCGAGGAGGAACUGCGACGCCUUACCGGCGAGGAGUACGAGUCCGAUGCCGUGGCACUGCCAGUCGCUGACGAAGUUCUGUGCUCGGAGGACGCUGCCUCAAGACCAGCUAGCACUGCUGGACCAGACGGCAUGCAAAUAGAGGAUUAUCAACGUCGCACCCACGCAGCGGAACCCACUGCCGAUAACAUGGAGUUGGACCCAGCCACAGGCAUGGCGAGCGCCGCAGGCAGCUCCGGAUCUGCAGGCGCUGGCGCGAGUACAGAACCAACAACACUAGUAGCCAGAUGUGCGGGGGUUUCCGUUGCGGCAGACCCCCAACCAGCCGCCGCGACGGACACAGGCCCAGGCUCGGGUGCCGGAGUGUGGCUGUGA